Molecule: messenger RNA, 696 nt
Organism: Beauveria bassiana ARSEF 2860
Lineage: Eukaryota; Fungi; Ascomycota; Sordariomycetes; Hypocreales; Cordycipitaceae
Exons: 3
Coding region: 1-696 (231 amino acids)
Source: RefSeq, a predicted model, not a curated record
AUGCCCUACCAGGACGGAUUAACAAUCAGACAAGAGGAUAAGACAUCUCUUGGCCAGGGUGUACAUCACGACGCCGUCACCAUGUCCGGAAAAGAUGAAGUCAAGCCAUCCGAAGAGCUUGACCACCCGAACACACAACCGGACUGGGCCAACGAGUCUCCCAAGGUUGAGAUCAAGGUCUUCAACAAUUUGGAAUCGUUCACAGAUCCAGAAACAAAGGUCGUGACUACAUAUGACUGCAGCCAAUGGUACGAAUAUAAUGGCUACCAAGGCUGGACCCGGUCCAGAUUCCGAUUCUGCUUCCCGACAGACACCAAUCGGUUCACGGUGACCGUCUUCCGCGACACGGCUCAGUACUAUUGGGGAACGGCUUGGUACAACGAGGAUGAUGCCUAUCCUGCCUCAGUGAAUUUUGAGCCGCGGCUUAAGGAUGCCCACCUCGACCCGCCUCAGUGGACAGAGUACGGCACGUACGGCAAUACCGACAAAGAAUUCAGCUUUGGCCCCGUAGGCGGCAAGCUCAAGCCUGGAAAGUAUGAAGCCGAAGUCCUCUUUUCUCAGACCGGCCCGUACUGGAAUGGUGACCAGACCGACGACCCGCACUGGGAGGUUGACGAGACCGGCCCGUCGUACUGGGUUGGUGAGACGGUGCCCCAAGUUGUCAAGUUCAACAUUACCGUGUCGAUCGUAGGCUAA